AACGAACUCGUGACAUCAUCCCGACUUCGACGAAAGGAUGACAUCAUCAGUGACGUCGAGCGAGGUGUGGCAGUUUUGGUGGAAAUUGACAAGUGACGGCUCACGAGUUAGUGUUUUAGACGGUAGUACAAGAAACAGAAAUUGUAAAUCAUGUCUGCUCUAAUUGAAAAACUUCGUGCCCAGUGCUUAAAACGUGGAGCUCAUGGAAUUAAAGGAUUAGGAAGAGCUUUUCGCAUAUUAGACGAUAAUCGUGACAGAAAACUUGACUUAACGGAACUUAAAGAAGGAUUACAAGAAUAUGGACUAGAAUUAAGUCCUGAAGAAAUUACUGAAAUUUUUCAAGAGAUUGAUAGAGAUGGAAGUGGUACUAUUCAUUUUGAUGAAUUUCUAAGAGCAAUAAGACCUCCAAUGUCACAGACCCGUUUGAAUAUAAUUGGACAAGCUUUUCAAAAAAUGGAUAAAACUGGUGAUGGUAUCAUAACAAUUCAAGAUCUAAAAAAUACCUAUGAUGUAACACGUCACCCUAAAUUUAUUAACACUGAAAUGAGUGAAGAUGAAAUAUUUGGACUGUUCUUACAAAACUUUGAUGCCCCAAAUGAUCCAGAUGGAAAGGUGACAAAAGAAGAAUUUUUGAAUUAUUAUGCCGGAGUAAGCUCAUCAAUUGAUACUGAUGAAGAUUUUGUAGAGAUGAUGAAGAGUGCAUGGAAACUUUAAAUUCAUGCAUAACUUUUGUGUUUAUAUAAAAAAUUAAUCAAAUGUUUUGUUUUCAAAACAAUUCAAUAUCUUAUUUUUAUAUAUAUAUUUUAUCUAUAUGGUUUUACUUUCUUUUACAGUUAGAUUUCAUAUUAUACUCAUUAGAUAUAAUUUUAUUAUAUUGAAAUUUUUUUAUAUUUUUGUUAAAUAUUUUUGGAUGUUUUAAAAUUUAUUUUAAUCUUAAAAUUUAUCUAAAGACAAUCAACUUAAUCAACUUAAAAAUCUGGUUCAUGGUAGUUUGAACCAAAACUGAUAGAAAACUUUAAAAUGUGAUAUUUUUUUAGACUAAAUUAUAUCAGAGUAACUUAAUAGAGAGGUUGCGGCCGACGUUUUCAUUGUGAAAAUGUGUACAUCAGACAUUCAGCACUGCUUUCCUGUAAGCCUAGAAGUUUGAAAAUGGCAUUUGGAACGUUAGUGGAAUCAUACUCAACAUAUCAAACGCCAUUGUCAAACUUCUAGGCUUACAGGAAGGCGGCGCUGAAUGUCCAAUGUACACGUUUUCGCGAUGAAAACGUCAACCGCAACCUCUCUAAUGAAUGGGGGAAGUAUUUUUUCAUAGUGCUGCUAUUUACCAAACAUACUGCCUUAAAAAUUCAUAUCCUAAAUAUUGCAGUAAACUUGUUGUCCAAUAAAAUAAAUUUUAAAUUGUAAAUUCAGAUUUAUCUAUUCAGAAAUAAAAUAUUUUUUUUAAUAUUAA
Messenger RNA from Centruroides sculpturatus (bark scorpion), 1450 nucleotides. Its product is annotated as calcyphosin-like protein. NCBI's taxonomy places the organism in Eukaryota, Metazoa, Arthropoda, Arachnida, Scorpiones, Buthidae. Gene Ontology annotation, molecular function: calcium ion binding. Bases 151 to 714 code for a protein of 187 amino acids. The record is from RefSeq and is a predicted model, not a curated record. The transcript has 5 exons.